CCACUCAUUCUUAUCACUCCACUCUCUCGACAAGUUAUUGGAAGCACAGUGCCAAACAAACCCUUCGAACUCAAAUUGGCCAUGGAAGCUCUGAUUUCUCAGUUCACUUUUCUCUCCGAUCAGUCACUCAACGAUAAAAACUUCGAUCCAUCAACCAUUGAAGAUCUCAUGAAACUAUUUGAGCUCGAAUCAUACAAAGCAUGGGCGGCGAUGGAGCUCGAGCAAGAGGAAGAAGUGGCAGAGGCUGAGGAUUCGAUGCAAGAGGCGGAAGAUUGCCUCGAUGCCGCCAUGGAAAGCGCGAUGGAGGAGUUCAGGAGGUUCGAGGAAGAGAUGGAGCGCGAAUCGAACGAGGAGCUACAGGGAUUGCUGUCGAUCGGUGAAAGUGCAAGGAGGUUGGGGAGAUCUAUGGAGAGAGCGGCGAAUUUUGCUUCAAACAAGUAUAUUGAGACGGCGUUGAAUUCUGCAACGGCGUCAAUGAGAUCGGCGAUGAAGACGAUUUCUUCUAAAUCGAAGAAAGUUCAUCCUUCUUAGAUGGAUUAUUUCAGUGGAAUCGUAAGUUCCUGAAUCAACUAUCUGCAAUUAAUUUUGUCAUUGUUGUUGUUAUGGUAUUUUUAGUCAAUAAACCUGUGGAACCAUAUUUAGAAUACUACUAUAUUUCUGUCAACAAAAAUGUGUGAAUAAUUUCAACCAGUAUUUUGAGAAAGACCUGCUGCUGCUGCUGCAAUC
Cynara cardunculus var. scolymus (artichoke) is the source of this 726-nucleotide messenger RNA. RefSeq lists its product as uncharacterized. Lineage: Eukaryota; Viridiplantae; Streptophyta; Magnoliopsida; Asterales; Asteraceae. The transcript has a single exon. The record is from RefSeq and is a predicted model, not a curated record. The coding region runs from base 82 to 531 and encodes 149 amino acids.